Molecule: messenger RNA, 1731 nt
Organism: Eriocheir sinensis (Chinese mitten crab)
Lineage: Eukaryota; Metazoa; Arthropoda; Malacostraca; Decapoda; Varunidae
Product: translation initiation factor IF-2-like
Exons: 3
Coding region: 337-1590 (417 amino acids)
Source: RefSeq, a predicted model, not a curated record
CUGUGCUGCGCCAUGACCCCGCGUGUGUGGCUGACCCCUGGGUGACCCCUGACCUGCCGUGACCUGGUGAGUGGCGGGGAGACAAGGAAACACCGGCUACCCACCUGACCUGAAACACCUGUAAUGUCACCUACCUGCGUGCCAUUGUACAGGUUAAUUAAAGACCGUAAUGGAAGAAGGAAACAGAGAGGACUGAAGAUAAAGGAAGGAAGAAGGGAGAAGAAGAAGGAAAGAAAGAAAGAAAGAAAAGAAAAAAAGAAUAUGUGUUUGUGAGAAAAUAGUGAAGACUACUACUACUACUACUACUACUACUACUACUACCAACAUAUCGUGAACAUGCGCCGCGCCGCACACUCGCCGAUGGAGGGGUCGCUGCCCCCCCUGCUGGGCCCCGCCUUGCUCCCCGCCGCGCGUGACGCCCCCAGCUGGUCGUCGCUGCGCGCCAAGAUCCUGUCCUUCACGCGGGGCCGCAGCAAGAGUCCCGCCGCGGCGCCGGACACGGGGGGCAGCCGCUCCCCCUCGAUGCCGCGCCUGCCCUCGCUGCGCUCCCCCACGCCCCGCAGCCCCACGGCGCGCAGCCCCCGUAGCCCCACCAGCCGCUCCCCCCUGGGCCCCUCCCCCUGCCGCUCACCCACCAACAAGUCGCCCCCCUCAAAGUCCCCCACCUCCAGGUUCGCCCCCCCCGGCGUUCUGUCCCGCGGCGCCCUGCCCCGCCCCGCCCCCAGGGAGGUCUCGUCCCCCGCCUCCGAGCAGCCCGAGGGCCUGGCGGGGCGCCGCGCCCUCAUGCGGCGCUGCCUCAAGAAGGCCUUCAGCCUCAACCUUGAGGGCGGCCUGACCAGCGGCGGCGGCGGCGAGGUGGGCGGGGGCGGGGGCGGCGGCGGGGGCGGCGCGGGGGGCCGCAAGGUGCAGCUGAAGGUGCGCGGAUCGCCGGGGGAGCAGGUGGUGGAGCUGACGCAGCUGGACGAGGACGACGACGAGACCGCGGCGGCCAUGGCGGCGGCGGUGGGGGCGCGGCGCGCCCGGAAGUAUUCGUACCAGGGCAACGACUCCACGCCGGGCAGCCCCGUGGAGGCCACCACGCCCAAGCGGCACUCCUUCAGCAGCGGCGGCGGCGAGGGCGAGGGCCGCGCCGGCAUCAUUGUCACCAGCAGCGAGCUUGCGGGGCUACUGGGCCCCCGCAGACACCUCUCGCCCCCCGGGACGGCGCCCCCCAAGGACAAGUCGCCCACGCCGCCGUCCUCCGCCGUGCCGCGACGGGGCCGGUCCCAGAGCAUCGCGGCGUGCUGGGACCAGCAGGGGCAGGGCGGCGCGGGGGCGGGGGGCGGCGGCCCCCAGGCGCCCAUCACCAUCCGCCGCACGGACUGUGACUACGAGGCCGCCGCGCCGCGCUCCGCCCCGCUGGAGGCGCCGCGCGAGGAGGAGGGCGAGGAGGAGGCGUGGGACGGCGCGGCGGGCCUGGCGCUGGACCCCGGCCUGCUGGGCUCCGCCAUCGAGCACUUCCUGAAGGCGGCGCACGGCGAGGACCCCGAGGCGCUGGCCCCCACGGCGGCGGCGGCGGUGGCAGCGCCGGCGGGCCUGCAGGUCAAGUGACGGCCGACCCGGCCCAGCCAGUACCAGGUGACGGCCGUGCCACUGCGGGACCGCGACGCGGCCAGCCCCGCCUCGGGCCGCUCCUCGGCGGGCAGCGACCACCCCCACGCCGCCGCCCCGCUCUCCCGCCGAUCCUCCGCC